Molecule: messenger RNA, 1365 nt
Organism: Cyphellophora europaea CBS 101466
Lineage: Eukaryota; Fungi; Ascomycota; Eurotiomycetes; Chaetothyriales; Cyphellophoraceae
Exons: 2
Coding region: 1-1365 (454 amino acids)
Molecular function (GO): oxidoreductase activity
Source: RefSeq, a predicted model, not a curated record
AUGGCCACCGGCGGCACCGUGCACCUCGACGCCAGCGCCACGCCCGGCAUCCACCACGCCACGACGGGCCUGACGACCGAAUCCGCCAAGAAAGCGUCAGAACUCCUCCAACGCAACCAUGACGACAACCACAUCUUCUUCAACGCCUCGGGCUUUCACAACCACAUCGCCCACCACCUGCUGGCCCUGUACGCUUUGGGCGCAUCGCCUCAGCAGCUACAGCACGCCUUCGACAGCAACCAGGGCUACCAGCGCAAACAGUUCCCGCUGGAUGCCGGCAACGUGCAGGACCUCUCGGAUCCAGAGCGGUUCAAGGAGUGCUUGGGCAAGGAGAAGUACUACCACGACUUUGAGGCGUUCUUUGGGCGCGAGAUUGAUGAGAAGGGAUAUGAGGCGGUGGUCAAGGAGUAUCUACUCAAAGGGGAUGAGAGGGCGGAUGAUCUGCUGUGGCGGACUUAUGCUGGAUUCUACCACCCUCUAAUCCAUCUCGGCUACGGCAUCGAAUUCGCCCAACCCGCCAUCAUCGCCGAAGCCCUCGCCCAAGCCGCCGUGCACGACAACUGGACCGCCUCCUUCCUCGCGCCCCUCAAAGCCCUUCCCACCCCCACCCCUUCCGACACGCCCACCCCUCUGACCCAACUCCUCACGCGCUGCCGCGCCGACGCCACCCUCGCCGCCUCCGCCCACGACUCAGACGGCAACAAAGUCCGCGACGGCGUCCUGGCGCGGGCCCCGAGCCAAAUGCUCGCCAUCGCGCGCCAGUGGUUCGUGGCCCGGCCGUUGACCGCAGAAGGACUGGAGCGCGCGACGGCCGAAAUGGUGGCCGCGUGCGCGUGGUUCGCGGGCGCGGCGCAGCGGCCCGACCUGGGCAAGAUGGUCAAGUUUGACUUUUUCUACAUGCACUGCGUCAACUGCAGCGUGUUCUUCAGCGCGAUCGUGAGGCAGGGGUGGUUGAGUCUGGAGGAGAAGGCGAGGCUGCUGGAGAUGAAGGGCCGCAUGGACCUGGCGCUGUAUGUGAGUCGUGGGUGUCCGGAGUUGAGGGGCGGAGAGGUCAGUGGGUAUGAAGGGGUGGGGAAGGGGGAGGAGGAGCGCAGUUGGGAGGGCGUAAGGAGACGGGUGGCGGCGUAUGACGACGAUGGGCAUGCGGCCAAAUUGGUGAGGGCUUUGGGGAAUGGGGAGAGCGUGUGUCGCAGGUGGGAGGGGGAGGUGGGCGAGGAGGUCCUGCCCGUGCGAGGGGAUAUGUGGUUGCGGCUGGGGAAUAUGGCUAUUGAUAGUGUGGAGGCUGGGGGCCCGCGGUGGGUGCGCAACGCGGGCUUUGAUGCUGCGUGGGAGGAGGUGCCGGAGAGGGAGAAGGCGAGGCUGUGA